UAAUCUUGGAGCUAUACUUAAGUUAUAUUAUGUUAUAUUUAGACAACCAUUUAGCACUUUCCCCCAGUGACAACUACAUUGCCGUAAAAUAAGAAUAGAUGUCCUUCUUCUUAACCUUCACACCCUCUCCUCUGCCACAUUAACCCUGUCUAGACUCGGUUGGUUACUGUGGUUACUAAGGAUCUAGGCUAAACAUUUGAGCAUCUAAAAAUAGUUCACCAUACAACAGUCGGAAAUAUGAAGUGGAGGGAAGUUGUUAUUAUUCCGCUGCCACCCUCAGAGGAUGCCGGGAGAUGAAAAUAGGCAGUUGCGGGGAACACUCCCAAUACAGGAGAGGAAAUGGGAUGCUGGGAGACAAUGCAGUUGAGAAUGGAGGUGAACAUUGUAGACUGAUUGUGGACCAGGAGAUCAACCCCUAUGUGGACAAGUGGGAGGAAGAGGGAUUGUUUCCUGCUCACAAGAUUUUCAAGAUCCUUGGAAAUGCUGGGUUUUUAGGAGUCAACAAGCCCGUUGAGUAUGGAGGCCUGGGACUGGACUUCAGCUACAGUGUGGCUGUUUCAGAGGAACUGGGCAACAUCAACUGUGGCGGGAUCCCCAUGGCCAUCGGAGUUCAGAGCGAUAUGGCCACACCUGCGCUGGCCAGGUUCGGCUCUGCAGAGCUGAGGAGAGAGUUCCUGCUGCCCUCCAUAAUGGGGGACAAAGUGGCAUGCCUGGGGGUGAGCGAGGUUGGGGCUGGUUCCGAUGUCGCAAGCAUUAAGACAAAAGCGGUGCGGAAGGGGGACGAGUUUGUCAUUAACGGGGGCAAGAUGUGGACAACUAACGGCACUCAGGCUGACUGGAUGUGCCUGCUAGCCAACACCAGCGAUGGUCCCCCGCACAAAAACAAGUCCCUCAUCUGUCUGCCAAUGAACUCACCAGGGGUCCAUAUUGCGCGUAAGAUUGGUAAGAUUGGGAUGUGGUCCUCGGACACGGCAGAGGUGUUCUUCGAUGACGUGCGAGUGCCAUGCAAGAACCUCAUUGGCCAGGAGGGGAUGGGCUUCACCUACCAGAUGCUGCAGUUCCAGGAAGAGAGACUGUGGGCAGUGGCCAGUGUCAUGUCCAUGAUGGAGAAGGUACUGCAGGAGACUAUCAAGUACACACGGCAGAGGAAGAUCUUCAACCAGCCCGUGCUCUACCACCAGGCUGUGCACUUCCGGCUGGCUGAGCUGGAGACGGAGGUGGAGCUGCUGCGCUCCCUGCUGUACCGCGCCACAGCUAUGUACAUCAAGGGCCAAGACGUGACCAAGCUGGCCUCCAUGGCCAAGCUGAAGGUAGGCCGACUGGCUCGGGAAGUGGGGGACAGCUGCCUGCAGUACUGGGGAGGGAUGGGCUUCACCAGCGACGUGCUUGUCAGUAGGUUCUACAGGGACUCCAGAUUAUUAUCUAUUGGAGGUGGAGCAGAUGAAGUCAUGCUGGCCAUCAUAUGCAAGUACAUGGACACCUUGCCCAGGCAGUGACAUCACAAUAAUCCCAGCUUUUUCAUUAUGAAAUGACACAAGUGCUCUUCUGUCACAAUAUUUGAUAAGAAUAAGAUGGCAAUGUCUCAGUAAGAAUGGUUAAUUCAGUGCCUUAAUGUUUUAUUUGUAUAUAAUUAGAAUGAUUUUUGUUAAUCCUUUUCUUUGUAGAUAUAUAGUGUGAAUAUUGUACAGCUCUUACACAUUGUACUUCUGGAAUCAUUGUGUUUAUAACAGAGGUAAAAUAAUUAAAAACAUGAAACUUCUUACACAUAAAA
Messenger RNA from Alosa sapidissima (American shad), 1771 nucleotides. RefSeq lists its product as uncharacterized. The record is from RefSeq and is a predicted model, not a curated record. The coding region runs from base 294 to 1496 and encodes 400 amino acids. The transcript has 9 exons. Gene Ontology annotation, molecular function: flavin adenine dinucleotide binding; acyl-CoA dehydrogenase activity. Gene Ontology annotation, biological process: fatty acid beta-oxidation using acyl-CoA dehydrogenase. NCBI's taxonomy places the organism in Eukaryota, Metazoa, Chordata, Actinopteri, Clupeiformes, Clupeidae.